AUGGGGAAUUCGUGGCCAGCUCGUACAUCGUGGAUUUGGAAAGGUGUGGUGAAAAACUUCUUUAACAGUGAUGAUUUUGGAGAUUGUCUUAGAAGGAAUACACGUUUGAAGGCAGGAAAUGGGGAAGCUAUGGAGUUUUGGAAUGAUGUAUGGUUGGGUGACGUUCCCUUGAAAAUUUUGUUUCCUAGGCUUUAUGUUCUAUCAAAUAAUAAAGCGGGUAAAGUGAUGGAGUUUAUGGUGAAUAAUACCUCGGGUUGGGUGUGGGACAUCCAAAUGAGAAGGUAUUUGGCUGACUGGGAAAUUGAACAGUGGCUACAAUUGAUCAUUAUGUUGAAUAAUACCUCCCUUUUUCCUGCGGAAGAUGAUUGUUGGAUUUGGUUAAGGAAUGAUGAAGGAAUUUUCACAACAAAGUCUUGUAUAAACUCUUUCUUUGACCAAGGUGGUUUUGAGCAGAAUCAUCAAAGAGUACCGGUUAAAGAGGAGUUAGCAAAGAGAGGUGUUGCAGAGAUUGUUGAUCAGCUUUGUGUUUUGUGUGGUCGGGAGGUGGAAUCAAUUUCCCAUUUAUUUCUUCAUUGCAGGGUUGUGUGGGGUCUGUGGUCUUCAUUCUUGAAAAUGUGGGAUGUGUCAUUGGUGAUUCCAAAGUGUUCCAUGGAUUUUUUAAUUUUGUGGGAUGAUUUUAUGAAUAACUCUUUGAUUUGGAAAUUCAUUCCUAGGGCAGUGAUGUGGUCAGUUUGGAAAUGUAGAAAUGAGAUUAUCUUUCGGAAAGUAAAGCUGGAUUUGGUCAGAUUAUCUUUCAUUAUAAGAUUUAGAGUGGCUUCCUGGUUUAGUGCUUGUUUUAAGGAUGUGGGUAUUCCUUUAGAUUCUCUAGUAGGUGAUUUGAAACUUGCUGAUUCGGCAGGCAGAUCAGGAAGGGGUUGCUCUCGAUCAGCUUGA
Molecule: messenger RNA, 933 nt
Organism: Hibiscus syriacus
Lineage: Eukaryota; Viridiplantae; Streptophyta; Magnoliopsida; Malvales; Malvaceae
Exons: 2
Coding region: 1-933 (310 amino acids)
Source: RefSeq, a predicted model, not a curated record